Molecule: messenger RNA, 2283 nt
Organism: Asterias rubens (European starfish)
Lineage: Eukaryota; Metazoa; Echinodermata; Asteroidea; Forcipulatida; Asteriidae
Product: radical S-adenosyl methionine domain-containing protein 2-like
Exons: 7
Coding region: 1-1080 (359 amino acids)
Biological process (GO): defense response to virus
Cellular component (GO): endoplasmic reticulum membrane; lipid droplet
Molecular function (GO): 4 iron, 4 sulfur cluster binding; catalytic activity
Source: RefSeq, a predicted model, not a curated record
AUGUCUAUUGAUACAUUUAUCGUAGGAAUUUGGUCUAAGGACCGAACCAAUGCGAAUAUAGGCAUUUGCAUUGCCAUCGUUGUAGCUUUUACUGUAGCUUUCUUAUGGGAAAAGUUCAGGACCAAUGAUGAGAAGAAACAAGAUGCUGUGGGCAAAAAGGAGAGUACGGUCGCCCAGGCAGGUUCAGGGGAGGAUCCCUCUUUACUACCACAAAGCGUUAACUACCACUUCACCAGACAAUGCAACUAUUCCUGUGGGUUCUGCUUCCACACUGCCAAGACAUCCUUCGUGCUACCAAUAGAAGAUGCUAAAAAGGGACUCCGCAUGCUCAAGGAAGCGGGAAUGGAGAAAGUCAACUUUUCUGGAGGUGAACCGUUCAUUGUCAAGCGAGGGAAGUUUGUGGGAGAACUCGUCCGCUACUGCAAGGACGAGUUAGAGUUGCCAAGUGUUACUAUCGUCAGCAAUGGAAGCCUCAUCAGUGAAAAAUGGUUCCGAGAUUAUGGUGAGCAUCUGGAUAUCUUGGCUAUUUCCUGUGAUAGUUUUGACCCAGCAGUCAAUGAAAAGAUCGGACGUCAACAAGGGAGGAAAGAUCACCUGGAUAGUUUGCACUCUGUCAGGGAUUACUGCCACAAGUAUAAGAUUGCUUUUAAGAUCAACAGUGUUAUCAACACCUACAAUAAGGAUGAGGAUAUGGCAGAGUGUAUUCUGGAUCUGAACCCAUGCCGUUGGAAGGUUUUUCAAUGUCUGUUAAUCGGGGGUGAAAACAGUGGAGAGGAUGCACUUCGUAAUGCUGAAUCCUACGUCAUCACUGAAGAGGAGUUUCAAACGUUUCUACAAAGACACAAAGAUGUCAAAUGCUUGGUCCCAGAGUCCAAUGAAAAGAUGCAGAACUCAUACCUUAUCCUUGACGAAUACAUGCGAUUUCUAGACUGUACCGAGGGUACCAAGAAACCUUCCAAGUCGAUACUGGAUGUGGGUGUUGCAGAAGCUCUCAAGUUCAGCGGCUUUGAUGAGCAAAUGUUUCUCAAACGAGGUGGCAAGUACACGUGGAGCAAAGGUGAUAUUAAACUGGAAUGGUAAACUUCCCUUGGAGUACGGACGAGAAAGCACCUCAUGAACAUUCAUUGUCAUAUGAAUAUGUUAAAUCAGGGACCAGUGGUAAGACACUGGUACUGUGCGUAGAGCAACAAGUUUUACUCAUUGCAGUAGAAAAAUGUUAUUAACAUAGCAGUGUUCAUCUUAAAGCCCUUUUUCUGUUGCAAUGUUUGGUUUAUUAUUUUGAAUUUCUUUUUUGCAACAUUCAAAUAGGUUUUGUACACAGUUUGCAAUCAGAUAAUCUUAUACCAAAACAUUGUCCUAAUGGUACAAUAUAUCAGGAGCUAUGUUUGAAAGGAUUUUGCAAGAGAAUUUGGACAGUAGAAACAAAUGCUGUCCUUUUAAAAGUUUACACCCAUGGUACAGUUUCCUUGCUAAAUUGCUCUUAUGUGAAAGGGCUUUAACAGACUACCUCAAUACGUGAAUUCAUCAUGUUUAUAGAUUACUUUACCUCAUGUAUCCUGAACCACAUGACAUUAUUUUUGCAUCAUUUUGUAGAUAAUAACUUUGGUUUACUUUUUGCACAGACAUGACCCAAUUUAAACCUUUCCUUCCGGUGCAUACCAGAAAUUGAAUAGGCAAACUUUGCAUCUUGCACUCAUGGAGAUUUUGGACAAAGCGGCUAAUCCGAAGAGAAAAUAUCAAUUUAGGAAUUAAAAUUAGUUUCAACAAUUGAUAUAAAAAAACACUUACCAAGGGUCCUUAGGGCUUUGAAACUCUUGCUACAGCCCGCUCUCAAGAAAUGUCAAACCUAGUCUCAUCAAAAGAUGACUCCAUCCAAAAAAAGAAAUGUAGUAGUUCAGUCCAGGCUUGGAACAGGCAAUCUGAACAAUUUAGAAUAGGCAACAAAUAUGCUGUUAGUCUUUGCCCAUACCCAAUGCACAAGAAAACACUGUCUGCUUAGUGCUGCCAUCAGAAAAAUAGGAAGUGUUCUUUAUUAGAGGUGUAAAUGACAUAGUUGAAACUUGUUUAUGAUUUAUUAAAAUAUAUUUCAGGGUAGUGGAGGAAAUAGAGACAUUUAUUUAGGAAACAAGGAGUUGGAUUUGUAAUGUUAGGUUAACAAUUUUGGUUUUGUAUCUUUUCAUAUAUACUGAAAUAGUUUAAAACAUCAGUUAGAAUUCUACCUUAUAACCUUACUUUACAAAUAUUUCAUAUUAAAGACACUGGACACUAUUGGUGAUUGUCAAA